AAUGUGUUCAUGGCUACAAGGUAGUACGAUUUUGUGUUGCUAUGCGUUCUAUUCCUCUGAUUGCUGCUAUUGCUGUACGUUUCUCUCAAGCGCGAUUUUAUCAAAAAAGCGCUGUUCAGCAAUAUUCUAGCCAAUGAGCGCCCAUGUAGGGGUAUAAAACAAGACAAGCCCUCCUCCUGCUCAGAGUGCGUCUUCAGUUGGUCAUCAGACCUAGGAAGAGUGCGAGCCACCCGUCUCUAACCGGUACCACAUCGCAGGAGAGCCGACAGACAUCCAAGAUGCGCCCGCUGGUGACUUUGCUGGCCUUCUGCUUCCUCGGCGUUGUUGCUGUGAGGAGUGCUCCAGCAGUAGAAGAUGAAGUCGGUAGCGAAGACGGUAGCGAAGACGGUAGCGAAGACGGUAGCGAAGACGGUAGCGAGGACGAAUUAGAAGUGGUUCUGCCCGACUCGACCUUUGACACCUUUGAAACACCGGAACUGCCUGACGACAUCGAAAAGCUGAUGGAAGAGGAGCUUCUCGCUCAGAUGAAGGAGGGAGAGGUCGAUGAUCUCGUGGAGCCUGACACUGAGGAGCCUGACUCUGAGGGUCGCGAUAAGAGAGAGGCCGGGGCUGACGACUGUGCCGACUCGUUGCCUCCGUCUCGUGACAAGUGCUUGUGUCGCAUCUGGGCUGACAUGGGCUUUGCAAAAGCGCGAGAUCCCGGAUCGUGUCGAUAUAAAGGAGCGUACCCUUGCAAGGACGUCAGUAACGAACGCCUCUGCACCAGCAUUAAGGCACGCGGUUAUAAGUCAGGUCCGUUGCCUGAACUCUGCUGCCCCAAGUCUUACGGUUUCUGCACCGAAUAA
This is a messenger RNA of Branchiostoma floridae (Florida lancelet), 845 nucleotides long. RefSeq lists its product as uncharacterized. Lineage: Eukaryota; Metazoa; Chordata; Leptocardii; Amphioxiformes; Branchiostomatidae. The transcript is spliced from 6 exons. The record is from RefSeq and is a predicted model, not a curated record. Bases 279 to 845 code for a protein of 188 amino acids.